Molecule: messenger RNA, 672 nt
Organism: Onychomys torridus (southern grasshopper mouse)
Lineage: Eukaryota; Metazoa; Chordata; Mammalia; Rodentia; Cricetidae
Gene: Eid2b
Product: EP300 interacting inhibitor of differentiation 2B
Exons: 1
Coding region: 161-616 (151 amino acids)
Biological process (GO): negative regulation of DNA-templated transcription
Cellular component (GO): nucleoplasm
Molecular function (GO): transcription corepressor activity
Source: RefSeq, a predicted model, not a curated record
CAGAGGGCAAUAGACGUCCGCGCACGGUGCUUGCGCAUGCAUUCCGUUUUCCAGCGCGCCGAGGCCCGCGCAUGCGCACAGCCUCACUGCCGGUGGAGCGGGUGCCCCGCGCUUCUAAGCUCAGCGCUCUCUGGUGACCUAAGGGACUCAACCGUCGGCGAUGUCCGAGCUGCCGGGAGAGAGCAGGGUCCCCAACCUGAGCCCCAUGAAUGGCAUCGGCGACGUCCUGCAGGGGGGAAUGGGCGGAGGCAGUUGGAUCCCCGAGGCCCAGGAAGGCCCGCUGGCCGGAGCCGCCAGGCCCAUGGUGCGAGCCCCGGGCCCGUUUCCCAGGCGACUCCCCGGCAUGGCGGGCCUGAUGGCCAUGCCGCACGUCCACCCGCCGCUCCGCCUUCUGGAGCUGCACGAGCAGCGGAUGUUCCAACACUACCUGCACACCAACCCCCUGAUCCCCACCAGGCUGCUCCGCGACAUCGAGGAGCGCCGCCGGCUGUUCGUGGAGGGCUGCAAGGCCAGGGAGGCGGCCUUCGACGCCAACCCCCCGCAGAUGGACUCGGACGCCCGCGCCUUCACGCUGGCGCUCACCGCCUCCGACGCCCGCGGCCCCACCGCCGACUGAGUGGUGGCCUGUAACCCCAGCCCUCAGGAGGGAGGAGGCUGGAGGAUCGGGAGUUC